AUGGCAGAAACGCCAUCAGAAUCAAUUUCCGCGGAUAAAGUAGUGGUAUGGUAUAGUUCUAGCGAGCAGAGCAUCUCCGCAACAAUGGCCGAUUUUCUCAAUGACAAUGGGGUGACCCCGAGCGUCAGAACGCUGUACUUCAUUGAUGCAAUGGGCCGGUUCCCAAUAAAAGAGUUCUGUCAGCUUUUACCGCCCCAGGAAAACGGCGCCUUGUUUGAAAACGUGCGCGUUAUGGCCAGUUUAGACUUGGGAGAGCUGAUCGAUGUGGUUGGCAAAAUCGCGCAGUUUACCCAAGUGGCACGGUCGGCGCAUUCACGAGACCCUGUAAAAUCCCCGAGCCCUCAAGUGCUAGUCUUCCUGCGAGGUCUGGACGUCAUGUUCCGUAACACUGCAUUGAGGGACCAAAGUCGGGCGCAUCUGCUGCUCAGGGAUAUCAUGCUACGUCUCCGCAUGAUUGCAAAGUCUUCAACUUCUACCACGAAAACUAUUGUGCUUUUCCCCGCUUUUCACAAUACAAAUGAGAGUUCUGCAGACGCCUCACAACCGCCUUCCAAGAAACACAAAAUGAAUCCCAGCUCUCUUAACAAUAACUCCCUCGCCGCCUACAUCAGCAAAUACUAUGCGGAUCGUAUCGUAGUUCUUGGGAAGCCCUGA
Molecule: messenger RNA, 654 nt
Organism: Lachancea nothofagi CBS 11611
Lineage: Eukaryota; Fungi; Ascomycota; Saccharomycetes; Saccharomycetales; Saccharomycetaceae
Source: the annotation of a GenBank genome assembly